Rotaria socialis is the source of this 303-nucleotide messenger RNA. The record is from the annotation of a GenBank genome assembly. Lineage: Eukaryota; Metazoa; Rotifera; Eurotatoria; Philodinida; Philodinidae.
AUGUCAAAUACAUCAAAAACAACAACAACAACAACCAUGAAUACAAACAAUUCUUCAAACUCACCCAUGGUAUCUUUCCAAGAUAAGGUCACACCUGAAUUAUCGCCUAGAAUAAUUAAACAAAGCAUUUCUGGUGAGAUUCAAAUGGAAGCGAAAACGUUCAUGGUUCAACAUGACAAUUCAAAGAAGAUGAGUCUAUGCGACACUACAACAUCAUCCCCAAUGAAAUUUGUGAGCGCAGCUGCCAUGGUCGUCUCGAAAAACACGACCAACGAUGCAAUACCAGAAAUAUCUGAUGCAUAA